AUGUCGUCGCAUCAGCCUCUUCCAAAGACACCCAUCAGCCGUGCAGAGCUAGUUCGAACCAAUUGUUCUAUGCUUGCUCUUACAUCAAUUUUCGUUCUUGCUCGUGCUGCUGUUCAAAUUUCGAAACGCAGGGCCUUCGAGCUUCCCGACUUCUUCAUUUAUCUUUCUUACAUACUCUACGUCGCACUAUGGAGCUGUUAUAUCAUUGUCGUACCGCCAAUGUUCCACCUUUAUGCCGUCAUCGGCCGCGAGAUACCCCCGUAUAAGACCAUGAUGGAAGACGCAGCUCUCAUGUUGAGGCUACUCACCGCUGGGCAGAUGUGUUUUUAUACACUUCUUCUCUCGGUAAAGCUGUCAUUAUUGACGCUCUAUCACAAGCUACUUGUUGGUACUCCUGUCAUAUACAAAAGGGUGUGGUGGGCAACGGUCGGAUUCUGUAUACUUGCUUGGGUAGGGAGUGUUUUUAGCAGCAUCUUCACGUGCGAUAAUCUGAAGGAAAAGUUCGAGAAAGGUAAAUGCGGUGGAACGGGCAAUGAGAAUCAGAGGAUCAUCUUCAGCCUGUACUUUGCGUAUGCUGUUGAUGUCGCCGCUGAUCUUGCAAUCAUGUUCUUGCCAAUCCGCUUAACCUGGAGCCUGCAGAUGCCGAAAGCCCAGAAAGCUGGCAUCUUCGUCCUGUUUGGCAGUGGCUUUCUCUGCAUUGCAUCCGCGACGCUGCGAGUCGUGCAGUUGGGUACCGAUGGACGCGGCAAGACGACAACACCAGAACCGAAAUGGAUGCUCUUAUGGACGGUACUCGAAUGUUCGAUAGCAAUCAUAAUCGGCUGCUGCCCCGCAUUUGCCGUGUUCAUUCGCAAGCGUCUCAAUAGCUCGAAGAAGCCCUCCUACGACGCUCACGGGUACCUCAAGCAGCCGACGAGCGAUAACAUACAGUUGAAGAGUAUUGUCCGGGCGAAGCCGAGACAAAAGAACGAAACAGUCGACCCCUAUUGGGACGACCGAGGUAGCAGUCAAGAGGAAUUGGCGAAGAGUGCAGGUCGCAUCGUGGUGAGGACAACAGUGUAUCAGAAUAACGAGGAUAGAGCAAGGCCUUUGUGA
Parastagonospora nodorum SN15 is the source of this 1095-nucleotide messenger RNA. RefSeq lists its product as hypothetical. NCBI's taxonomy places the organism in Eukaryota, Fungi, Ascomycota, Dothideomycetes, Pleosporales, Phaeosphaeriaceae. Bases 1 to 1095 code for a protein of 364 amino acids. The record is from RefSeq and is a predicted model, not a curated record. The transcript has 5 exons.